AUGGGUCGAUCGCGUAGUCCUUCGAGCAAAAAACAUAAACGACGUAAAUCAUCACGUGACCGUAAUAGAUCAAAAGAUCGUUCGAUCACUAGUUCGUCAAAGCGACAUAGAUCACGUUCACAUGAUCGGGAAAAAGAAAAAAAACCUAAACGAGUUAACCGUCGUUCGACAAGUCAAUCAUCUAAUGACGAUCACGAAGAUACAUUAUCAGCAAUGAAUAUUAGUCGAAAAGCUACAAUAAGCGAAUUAAAUGAUUUAGCAUCUCGUAAAAAAGCUGAAAUCGACCGACUUACCGAAUUAGAACGAGAACGCAUACAAUUAUUACGUCAAAAAGAAACGCGUGAAAAUUUAAUUCAAGCCGAAGUCGAUCGACGUGUCAAAGAUAUUGUUGAGAUACGUGUGCGAGAAGAAUUGGAACGGCGUAAAGAUGAAAUUGAAAAUGAAGUUAAACGACGUGUUGAUGUAUUAAAACGAACAAUGGAAAAACAAAUGUUACUUGAAAUCGAAAAACGCAAUCAUGAUGAAAUAAGAAAACUUGUAGCAAAAGAAGAAGAAGAAAGAAAAAAACGUGAAGAAUUAGAAAGAACUCUAGCGGAAAAUGAACGUAAAUUAAUCGAAGCGAAAAAAAGACUUGCUGAUGAAGAAGAAAAAUUACGUACUGAACAAUUACGUUUAAUGGAAGAUAGAGAACGAUUUGAACGACAACUAGGCAAACAACAUGCUAAAGAACAAAAUCUUAUUUUAGGCAAAAAUAAAACGCGACAAAAAAUUUCUUUCACAUUAAAUACUGUUCAGUAA
Rotaria socialis is the source of this 798-nucleotide messenger RNA. The record is from the annotation of a GenBank genome assembly. NCBI's taxonomy places the organism in Eukaryota, Metazoa, Rotifera, Eurotatoria, Philodinida, Philodinidae.